GCUUCUUCAGUCUUCGUGUGGCAGUUUUGGCGAGAACAACAAUUCUCCCCCGCAUUCAAUUCAGCUCAAUUGACCGCUCUCGUCACGCGAAAACGUGCGUCUCAAUCAUGUGGCAAUUCUUCACACUGGGAAUUCUCCUGUUCAGCAGCUUCAGUGUCAUCACAUCGCAGGACUUUCACACAACUCCUGCCACGCACAGAGCCACCAAAUCUCCACCCAACAAAUACUUGGCGCACAUCUUCACCAGAUACGGAAGUCGCGGCGAAAUGUCUUUCGAGGGUCUGGAGCAUCUCAUGCACAGUCUGGGAUUGGGUGGCCUGGAAUUCCGGCCUGAGCACACAGUGGCUGAGCACCUCGAGGUGUCCCAAUUCGUGGAAGUGCUGCCGUCGGAAGACGAUUCGCGGGAGUCGAGCGAGAGCUCCGACGUGAUGGCGAAUAGGAAUGAGAUAAGGAGUGAUUUGUGGCACGGUGUCUCCUGGCCAGAGAUGACAUUCAAGGAGUUGCACGAUCCCAAGCAUCGCCACCGACGUCAUCACGCCUCGCCCGAGGAAACCAACAGCUGUCUCUCGCCGCUGCGCCUCAUCCACACGGUUCUGGGCAGCAAGCGUUUCCCCAGCUAUCACGCUCAUCACGAUGACGAGGACAUUGCCGCCGCUCACUUGCGGAUCACGCCGCUGGAGUUCAUGGAAAUCUGUCCGGCGCUGGUGGCGCAGCUCGACCAGAACGCGUGCCCGACGAAGCUUCCGCUGGAGGAGAAGCUUGAGGGCUCGGAGAUGUCACGAUUGAGCCCCAUUCUGGCCACUGUGGCCAUCCUGGUGAUCUCCCUGUGCGGCCUGGUGGGCAUUGGCGUGGUGCCGCUCAUGAAGUACUCCGCCUAUCACGACAUCCUGCACUUCCUGGUCGCUCUGGCCGUGGGAACCCUCGUGGGAGACGCUCUGAUGCACCUCCUGCCGCACGCCUUUGAGGCGCAGGAAGAGUCCGACGAUCACUCGCACGCGUCCACGUGGAUUUGCUUCAUCACCUUCGCCAGUACGCUUCUCAUGUACACGCUGGAGAAUCUCCUGUCGCUGGUCGGCGGCGGACAUUCGCACGGCCCAGCGGAGCCACAGAAUCCGCCCAACAGCGAGGAAAUCGAGCUCAAUCACCAUCCAGACAAGAAAUCCUGCUCCGGCGCCGAGAAGCCCCUCACUCCGCUCGCCAUCAUGGUCAUCCUGGGCGACGGACUGCACAAUCUCACGGACGGCCUGGCCAUUGGCUCCUCCUUCGCCGCUGAUCCGCUCAUGGGCAUCACCACAGCCUUCGCCGUGCUGUGCCACGAACUACCUCACGAACUGGGCGACUUUGCGCUGCUGCUGAAGACCGGCGUGAGCCUGCGACGCGUCAUCAUCCUCAACAUCCUCUCCUCGGCGCUGAGCUUCCUCGGCAUGGGCAUCGGCCUGUUCCUCAUCACAAUCCACACGUCCGCCGUGAAGUGGGUGUACGCAUUCACGGCGGGCUCCUUCCUGUACAUCGGCCUGGCCGAUUUGGUGCCGGAACUCACUCACGGCGCUCCCUCGAAGAGCCUCAAGUGCGCUCUUCUCGCCAUCUUCGGCAUCCUCGCUGGCGGACUGAUAAUGCUGGUCAUAGCGCUCUAUGAGCACAAACUAGUGCUGCUGUUCAAUUGAUUGAGUCUUUGCACGGCGCAACCUGUAAAUAA
Phlebotomus argentipes is the source of this 1696-nucleotide messenger RNA. It is a transcript of the gene Zip71B, whose product is annotated as zinc transporter ZIP10. Gene Ontology annotation, molecular function: zinc ion transmembrane transporter activity. Lineage: Eukaryota; Metazoa; Arthropoda; Insecta; Diptera; Psychodidae. The transcript is spliced from 3 exons. Gene Ontology annotation, cellular component: membrane. The coding region runs from base 108 to 1664 and encodes 518 amino acids. Gene Ontology annotation, biological process: intracellular zinc ion homeostasis; zinc ion import across plasma membrane. The record is from RefSeq and is a predicted model, not a curated record.